CCUUCCUCCACAAGCACUCCAACAUACACACCCGUCAGCCUCUACUGCUCAAGCCAAGAAUCAAUAAUGAUCGUCAGCACCUCUGCAAUUGCCGGGUUCGCCAUGCUCGCGACCGCAAUUACGGUGCCUAAACUCGAGAUGCCCAGCAGCCUUGCAAGCAGUCUGUUCGAGCCAUCCAAUACCCAGUCACUCGCUCCUCUCGACUCGGCUGCCAGCGAGCCUGCUGCUGCGACUGAACGCCCAACCUCCUCUGGCAACGAGCGCAUUAUCGGCGGAUCAUUUGCAGCUGACGGCCAGUUCCCUUACCUUGCCUCGCUCCAGUUGACCUGGGGACGGGGCACAGGCCUCUGCGGCGGCACUAUCAUUGCCGACACCGUUAUCGUGACUGCAGCCCAUUGCGUCGUGGACCUCGAUAGCGGCGCGCUCAUCCGUGCCAACCAUAUCAGUGUCGGAAUUGGUAAUGUGGAAAAGUCAAAACAGCGAAACGUACGGGCCACUGCUGUUUAUGUGCACCCGCGGUUUGACCCGAACGAAAUCGUCAAUGAUAUUGCUAUUAUCAUCACACCUAGCCUGGGUGUUGGCUACGGGGGUGUGCAGCAGAUCAAAAUCUAUGGCGGCAACAUCUCGUCUGGUACCAGACUCACUGCGCUCGGCUGGGGUCAGUCAGGCACUAACCCAAAUGUCGACAGUACCACAAACCGCCUCAAGCAGACCGAAAUCAUUGUCGGGAACCGUAACGAUUGCAAGCAGUUCAUUAGGGGCUACCAGUCUAGCAAUGGCCCCCAGAUCUGUACUGAGAAUAGGCUAUUGCUGGGUUCCGAUACGUGCCAGGGUGACUCGGGUACAGGCGUUGUCAUCAAUGUUAAUGGCAACCAAUAUUUGGCAGGGCUUACGAGCUACGGCUCGAACCUUAGUGGCGACCCAACCUGUGCGUUGAAUGAUGGAUUCGGCGUCUAUACACACGUUAACUACUACUUAGGCUUUAUUUCGAGUGUCACUGGAAUUCCUACGUACAAAUUCCACUAAUCCAAUAACUCAUU
Linderina pennispora is the source of this 1040-nucleotide messenger RNA. RefSeq names its product trypsin-like serine protease. Lineage: Eukaryota; Fungi; Kickxellomycota; Kickxellomycetes; Kickxellales; Kickxellaceae. Gene Ontology annotation, molecular function: serine-type endopeptidase activity. Bases 67 to 1026 code for a protein of 319 amino acids. The record is from RefSeq and is a predicted model, not a curated record. The transcript has a single exon. Gene Ontology annotation, biological process: proteolysis.